AGGAUGAUGCUGAGAAAUAGCUCCUCAGUAACAAAGUUUAUCCUUUUGGGAUUAUCAGCACAGUCAGCACUGCGGCUCCCCCUCUUCUUCCUGUUCUUAGGGAUCUAUGUGUUCACUGUGCUGGGCAACUUGGGCUUGAUGGCCAUAAUCGGGCUGAAUUCUAGCCUUCAUACUCCAAUGUAUUUUUUCCUUUUCAACUUGUCAUUUAUAGAUCUCUGUUAUUCCUGUGUUUUUACUCCCAAAAUGCUGAGUGAUUUUUGGUCAGAGAAUAUUAUCUCUUAUGUGGGAUGCAUGACUCAACUGUUUUUUUUCUGUUUCUUUGUGAAUUCUGAGUGCUGUGUCUUGGUGUCAAUGGCCUAUGAUCGCUACGUGGCCAUCUGCAGUCCUCUGCUGUACUCAGUUACCAUGUCCCCUCCAGUCUGUUCUUUGCUGAUGUUUUUUUCAUAUGUGAUAGGGUUUUCUGCGGCCAUGGCACACACUGGGAGCAUGCUGAGACUCACCUUCUGUAAUGCCAGUGUCAUCCACCAUUACCUCUGUGAAGUUCUCCCCCUCUUGCAGCUCUCCUGCUCCAGCACCUACAUCAAUGAGCUCGUGUUUUUUAUUGUUGUUGGAGUGGUUAUCACAGUAUCCAGUAUCAGCAUCUUCAUCUCUUAUGCUUUGAUUAUUUCCAACAUUCUUCAGAUUCCUUCUGCUGAGGGCAUAUCUAAAGCUUUUGGCACAUGUGGCUCCCACCUAACUGCUGUUGCUCUGUUUUUUGGAUCAGGGGCAUUCACCUAUUUAACAACUUCUUUUCCUGGAUCAUUGGAACAAGGGAGUUUUGCCUCAGUGUUUUAUACCAAUGUGGUUCCCAUGCUUAACCCUUUGAUCUACAGUUUGAGGAAUAAAGAUGUUAAACUUGCCUUCGAUAAAACACUGAAAAGAGUACUCUUGUAA
Heterocephalus glaber (naked mole-rat) is the source of this 933-nucleotide messenger RNA. NCBI's taxonomy places the organism in Eukaryota, Metazoa, Chordata, Mammalia, Rodentia, Bathyergidae. The record is from RefSeq and is a predicted model, not a curated record.